AUGACACGUUCCCAGCGUACCGACGACGUAAAGAAGGGCGAAUCUAACGCUAUCCUCACCUCCUACAACCGCAACUUCCCCGGCCGCAACGAUGGCAACCGAGCUACCAUGAACUUCCUCGCUUCUCCCGAACUCAUUACUGCGAUGUCAUACUCUGGCUCUACGACCUUCAACCCAAUGACCGACAGCAUCCCUACACCCGACGGCAAGCCUUUCAAGUUCGCGCCGCCAAAGGGCUCGGACCUCCCUACCGCUGGUUUCGCAGACGGUAACCCAGACUUCAUGCCUACGCCAGGUGUCCCCGACGCCAGCGUGGAUGUCAUUGUCUCGCCUACAUCCACCCGUCUGGCACUCCUUGAUCCUUUCCCAGCAUUCCCUGGCUCAGAGUUUACGAGCCUGCGAGUACUCUACAAGGUCAAGGGACAAUGCACAACGGAUACCAUCUCGGCUGCCGGUCCAUGGCUCAAGUACAAGGGCCAUCUCCCCAACAUCUCUGAGAACACACUCAUCGGUGCAGUCAACGCACAGACCGAUGAAGUCAACGUUGCCUACGACUUUGACGGUAAGACGUCAGGUAUCCCAGAACUAGCAAAGAGGUGGCGAGACCAGGGCAUCGAGUGGCUAGUUGUAGCGGAGCACAACUACGGCGAAGGUUCUGCCCGUGAACACGCUGCCCUGCAACCGCGAUACCUCGGUGGCCGCAUUAUCCUCGCCAAGUCAUUCGCCCGUAUCCACGAGACCAACCUCAAGAAGCAAGGUAUCGUCCCUCUCACCUUCGCCAACGAAGCCGACUACGACGCUUUCGAAGCAUGUGACCAGGUCGCUACACGGGGCCUGUUGGACGUGCUGAAGAGCGGUGGCAAGGGCGAAGUCGAGCUUGUCCUCAAGAAGAAGGACGGUAGCGAGAAGGUCGUCAAGACCAAGCACACACUCUCGCACGAUCAAUGCGGAUUUGUGAUGGCUGGCAGUGCGCUCAACCUUCUAGCUGCGAAAGGCAGGGAGACGAAGGAGGAGGUUACCCGGAGUGCGGAGCUGAGUGAUUGA
Messenger RNA from Alternaria metachromatica, 1044 nucleotides. RefSeq lists its product as uncharacterized. The coding region runs from base 1 to 1044 and encodes 347 amino acids. NCBI's taxonomy places the organism in Eukaryota, Fungi, Ascomycota, Dothideomycetes, Pleosporales, Pleosporaceae. The record is from RefSeq and is a predicted model, not a curated record. Gene Ontology annotation, molecular function: 4 iron, 4 sulfur cluster binding; aconitate hydratase activity. Gene Ontology annotation, cellular component: mitochondrion; cytosol. The transcript has 3 exons.